AAUAAAGAAAAAAAAAAACAUCUCCUUUAAGGAACAAACUUCUAAACGAGGCUUUGGAGAUCUACAAAGACUUAACGGUGAUCUAAGGAUCAGCAGGAUCCCAACGAUAAAAUCAUGAUGAACGUUACAAUGAUCCCCAGGAUGGGCAAUUGACAUAUGACAUCAUCAAAGAUGUCAUCUAGAGGCUGGGACCGAUCUACCGGAUCAGAGGACAGUGCGUCCGAGUGACUCUUAGGAUAGUUACAGGCGGAAUCUAGCGUGUGUUACGAUGAAUGAAUCUGCUAUUAACUGCACCAUCGAUCACGAUCUAGACAUGUACAUGUUUCCAACCAUUUAUAUUAUCGUCAUAGCGAUAGGCGUCCCCAUAAACUGCGUCUCGCUCUACGUUUCUUACCAACAGGUGAAAAAGAAGAACGAGUUGGGGAUCUAUCUGUUUAAUUUGUCUUUCUCGGAUCUGCUCUAUACAAUGACUUUGACUCUUUGGGUGGACUUCAGCCUCCAUCACGAUAACUGGAGGUUUCCAGAUUGGGUUUGUUCCUUGAGCGCCUUCUUCAUGCACACCAACCUAUACAGCAGCGCAGGCUUCCUCACCUGCAUCUCCCUCGACAGGUACCUCGCCGUGGUUUUUCCGCUGAAAUUCAGCCGCCUCCGCACCAGGAGAACGGCCUUAGGGAUCAGCCUGAUCGUUUGGCUCAUACAGAGCGCGUCGAAACUCAUCAUUCUAGUUCAUAAAGAAACGUUCGUCGUCUCGAGAGACGUUCGGUGUUAUUACAUCUUCCCCAUGGAGAAAUGGAAGUCUACCUUUAGCAUCAUCAACGUGUGCUUUGGGCACUUCGUCCCGCUAACCAUCAUGAUUUUCUGUUACUGUAAAAUCUACGCCGCGGUGAAAAGCAACCAGGCCACGGCCAGCGGGGACAAAAAGAAAAUCAAGCAGCUUCUCUUUACUAUAGUGGUGACUUUUAUUAUAACUUUCACUCCGUACCACGUCGUGCUGUUGAUGCGGAGUAUAUGGGAGCCCGGGAACUGCCUGUUCGCUAAAAAAAUGUUUAGUCCGUAUAAAAUCACCCUGGCGCUGUCCAGCCUCAACUGCAUCGCCGACCCUCUGCUCUACUGCUUCGUGAGUGAGACGGGGAGAGCCGACUUGAAAAGCAUAGCGCGCUGCUUUACCCAGUACAGCGAGGCCUCGGCGGAGAACGCACCCCCCGGGAAGAAUAAGUAUGCGAUGUGUGAGAUUUCAGGGCGCGACAACACAGAAAAAGGGACGGACUUUAUUCUAUCCAAAAACGACCAAACAUACUGAUACAACGUUGCACUGUGAAUCGACAUCGGGUCACCCGUAUGAAGGUCAUUGCAAAAUGGUCAUUAAUGCGGGCCGUUCAAAUGAGAUUCCCAGACUUAUUAAAUGUUCCUUAGGUGUGUAAACUUUGGAUUUUUAUAACAGAAUAAUAGUUGU
Molecule: messenger RNA, 1453 nt
Organism: Spea bombifrons (plains spadefoot toad)
Lineage: Eukaryota; Metazoa; Chordata; Amphibia; Anura; Pelobatidae
Gene: GPR65
Product: G protein-coupled receptor 65
Exons: 1
Coding region: 269-1300 (343 amino acids)
Biological process (GO): G protein-coupled receptor signaling pathway
Cellular component (GO): membrane
Molecular function (GO): G protein-coupled receptor activity
Source: RefSeq, a predicted model, not a curated record